Molecule: messenger RNA, 1371 nt
Organism: Cryptomeria japonica (Japanese cedar)
Lineage: Eukaryota; Viridiplantae; Streptophyta; Pinopsida; Cupressales; Cupressaceae
Product: LRR receptor-like serine/threonine-protein kinase RGI5
Exons: 1
Coding region: 1-1371 (456 amino acids)
Cellular component (GO): plasma membrane
Molecular function (GO): protein binding
Source: RefSeq, a predicted model, not a curated record
AUGUCUGUGAAAAUAGAUCCAACUUUUUCACUAUCUAAUUGGGUAGUUGGAAACUAUGUUUGCAAUUGGACUGGAAUAGCCUGCGAUGACAAAGAACGGGUUGUGAGUGUGGUUAUCAAAUACAAAGCACUGAGUGGCCGGAUUCCCCCUCAUAUGGGCAACAUUUCCUUCCUUACAACUCUCGACCUCUCUAAUAAUUAUUUGUAUGGCCCCAUUCCCCAACAAGUUGGCAAGUUAAAGAAGCUAAAGUACCUUAAGUUGCAUGGAAAUCAUUUGCAAGGUUCAAUUCCACCUACUUUGCUCGCAUGCACAAAUCUGCUGCAACUCAGAUUGGAAAAUAAUAUCUUGAGUGGAAGCAUACCGGCAGAGCUGAGUUCAUUGCACAACUUGGAAAGGCUUAUGUUGGGUUCAAAUAAUUUGACAGGUAUCAUCCCACAAGAGUUAGCAAAUUCCUCUGCGCUCAAAACCAUGCAUCUUGGUACGAACCUUCUAACCGGACGAAUCCCCUCUAAACUCGGUGCUCUCAGGGAUUUAAGGGUACUGAAAUUGAAAAGAAAUUGGUUUUCCGGAGAAAUUGCCAAGUCUCUAGGUAACUGCACAAGAUUGCGUUACUUGUCGCUGGGGGAGAAUAUGUUUGAGGGGCCAAUUCCAUCUGAAAUUUUCAUAGCUUUGUCCAGAUUAGAGUAUCUAAAUCUGCGUGUCAACAAGUUUGUAGGGACAAUUCCAGAAGAUAUAGGCUAUAACCUGCCCAAAUUGCAAGAGAUUUACCUGGACCACAAUAAUCUAAGCGGCAGCCUCCCUAAAUCUUUAGGAAAUUGCUCGGCUCUCUAUAUUCUUCAGACAGAUGAUAACAAGUUGAGCGGAGCGAUACCCCAAGAGUUGCGGAUGCUGACUCACCUACGGUCAAUUAUCCUUAGUGAGAACAGCUUCCACGGAGAUGUUUUUCCUUUUCUCUUUAAUUGUACACAAUUAGGGAACGUUGAACUCCUUCUCAACAGGUUCGAGGGUUCCAUUCCAGUGGAUUUUGGCCUCAGGUUCACUCAUUUACAAUAUUUUUCAGCGGGAGCAAAUCUAUUCAGUGGGGAAAUCCCAAAGUCUCUGGGAAAUUGUUCUCAGCUCUUACUUUUUGAUCUCGGUGGCAAUCAGCUAACUGGUGCUGUGCCUCAAGAAUUGGGAAUGUUAACUGCUCUGGAAAUACUGAAUCUAGAGACAAAUUAUUUUUCAAGUGGAAGCUCCGCCAAAACAUCUGUUUUGAAUAUUCUUACCAACUGCUCCAAUCUUAGCGAUCUGGAUCUCUCUCAAAAUAAUUUCAGUGGCACUUUGUCGGGGGUUUUAGGAAAUCUCCCUCCCCCCUAUCUGAACUGUACUUGA